Cylicostephanus goldi is the source of this 597-nucleotide messenger RNA. NCBI's taxonomy places the organism in Eukaryota, Metazoa, Nematoda, Chromadorea, Rhabditida, Strongylidae. The record is from the annotation of a GenBank genome assembly.
UGCGCAAAGAAGGCAGAAAAUUGUCCGCCUGGACCUCCCGGACCUCAAGGUCCUCAGGGACAACCAGGAAGAGACGGAUUGAAUGGAACUGAUGGGCGCGAUGGACCAUCAGGUGGUAGAUUUAUCUUUGACUCUGACACACCUUCCGGUUGCAUAAGGUGCCCCAAAGGCCCGCCCGGUCUUCCUGGCCGUCAAGGUCCACAAGGGCCUCCUGGAAUACCUGGAAAUCACGGCAUGCGUGGCCCUCCAGGUGACAGCGGAGUUCCCGGAAAGGAGGGACCAGAAGGAGAAAAAGGACCAGCUGGACAUCGUGGACAUCAAGGUCCUCCAGGAGUAGUAGGAAAACAAGGCAUAAUGUAUCUACCUGGUGAAAAGGGGCCGAAAGGCGAGCAAGGUCCAAGAGGACCACCUGGGGAACCCGGGGCGCCAGGAUUCCCUGGUGAAGAAGGUAAACGUGGAGCUGCUGGAUCUCCUGGCUUGCCUGGUAGGCCAGGAAGGAGAGGACAAGAUGGAAAGCCAGGAGAAGAUGGUAAAGAUGGACAGGAUGGAGUGGAUGGACGUUACUGCAAGUGUCCACCGAAGACUAUUCACCCAUAA